Vigna unguiculata (cowpea) is the source of this 766-nucleotide messenger RNA. RefSeq lists its product as uncharacterized. Gene Ontology annotation, biological process: regulation of systemic acquired resistance. The record is from RefSeq and is a predicted model, not a curated record. NCBI's taxonomy places the organism in Eukaryota, Viridiplantae, Streptophyta, Magnoliopsida, Fabales, Fabaceae.
GCGUCACUUUGACGGCUGUGCACAAAAUAGUACAAAGCUAUAAUUUUUGUGGCAUAUUGGUCAUUUAGAUUCCUUAAAUAAUAUGGCAAAGUUGGUGAUGAUGGAGAGCCACAAUGAUGCUGUCCUUAUAUUCAUAACUGGUAAGGAAGAAGAAGUAACCAAGAAACUGCGUUCUGUCUCCUUGCUUCACAGAACUGCAUGCGCCCUCUCUUUUUCUCAGAACCUUCGUUUUUUUCUUCUUCUCUUCAAUUUUUUUAGUCUGGCCAUGGAGAUGAGUGGUAGCAGCAGCAAGAAGAGGAAGCUAAUUUGCUGCGAAGACGACGACGAAGCCCAAAUGGAGACGUUCUUCGCUUUGGUGAGAAACAUCCGCGAGGCACGUGAUCGAUGGAUGGGUUUGAAGUCGGGUGACAGAAGGAGCAAGAGGGGUGAGAUUAUGAGUAAGGAAGAAAAUAGUAGGGUUGGGGUUUGGAAACCAACGUUUCAGGUUGAGGAUUUCGCUUAUGAGGAAGCUGAGCAACGAAAAUCAGGUUCAGAGCCUAGUGCUUCUCAGAGGGAAAACUGUGAAAAGAAAGAGGGUGCAGAAAAGGGUAUUGAUCUGAGUCUUUCGCUUUGAGAACUUGUGUUUUCUUGAUCAUGUCUGAAACCUAUAAAGGGGUGUCUUAUCUCUCUAACCUCAUUUGUAGAUUUGUGGUUAUUAGUUAAUGUGGUUUUUGCUUUUCUCCUCUACUGUAUUUCGAACUUAAUAAUAAUGGUGCCUUUUCACUUC